AUGCUCUUGCUGUCAACUCCAACCAAUUUCGCGGAUGAUCUACUCGAAUAUUGUAUGGAAUAUGGCUAUCUUGACUUGCUCCCAAGAGUUUUCCAUAUCAGAUACGGAUGCUUUAUUACCUCGGUAUGCUGUGCAGUCAAGAACUGGAUCCUCGGUUCUGACGAUUAUCAUCAUCUCUACACCUACGGUGGUACCAAGACCCUGCAGUUCUUUCUCAAGCACAAGAUUGUGGAUUCAAACACGCACAGCCCUUAUUACUCCGCCAGAACAAACAUCACACCUCUCAUGCUGGCUUUGAGGAACAAGCGUUACGAUCUUGCUCGCGUCUUGAUUGAGAACGGUGCGGAUGUCAACGCAAAGUCAAGAAAUGGGACUGGCGAAUCAGCACUAAUGUUUGCGGCCGAACACGGGUUUUAUCGAGACGUUCAGUUUCUUCUCGUUCAUGGAGGAAGCUCUUUCACAAAACCUAUAUACGAUGAAGCUUGGUGCAUCGCUGGUUCCAACGGGUGGGGUAGGUGUGAGAUGCUCAUUGAGAAAGCAAAGAAUGAAGGCGUUGAGUCUAUCCGGCACUUGCAGUUUCGGGACACAUAUGUAGACAAGAAAGGGAAGAAGCAUAUAGUGUGGUUGGGUUUGGAUGAUUAG
Molecule: messenger RNA, 642 nt
Organism: Bipolaris oryzae ATCC 44560
Lineage: Eukaryota; Fungi; Ascomycota; Dothideomycetes; Pleosporales; Pleosporaceae
Exons: 1
Coding region: 1-642 (213 amino acids)
Cellular component (GO): cytoplasm; nucleus
Molecular function (GO): protein binding
Source: RefSeq, a predicted model, not a curated record